Messenger RNA from Galendromus occidentalis (western predatory mite), 5292 nucleotides. RefSeq names its product NACHT domain- and WD repeat-containing protein 1-like. The record is from RefSeq and is a predicted model, not a curated record. The coding region runs from base 1 to 5292 and encodes 1763 amino acids. Gene Ontology annotation, molecular function: protein binding. The transcript is spliced from 26 exons. NCBI's taxonomy places the organism in Eukaryota, Metazoa, Arthropoda, Arachnida, Mesostigmata, Phytoseiidae.
AUGGCUCAAUCGGCUAGUCUCUACCAGGACCAUAUCCUACAGGCUGUCCUGCAAGGGAAUCUCACAUCCGUUCCGGACCCGCCGGCCCGAAUCCUGAAGGUCGUUCUCAGUUCCUCAAAAAGCGACUUCGAGCAGGAGAGACGAGCUAUUCAGGAACAAGUGGUGCCAGAGCUGCAGAAGCAUUGUGCGAGUUUAGGGGUCGACGUAGCUCUUAUUGACAUACAACAAUUCAUCAAUGACUCCUGGCUGAAUCCUCGGACAGCUCCUGACGUUCACCUGAGAGAGUUGGAGAACUGUCACAACAACUCAUUGGGCUGCUUCCUCAUGUGUCUCAUCGGGAAUAAGAGUCGACCGUACGUUUUGCCCCCGGCCAUUCCAGUCGACGAGUUCAAUCACAUUCUCACCUGUUGCCAUGAAGGAGGCGUGGACACGUCGGUUCUUGAAUCGUGGUACACCCUCGACAACAAUGCUAUUCCACCGGUUUAUUGUCUCGAUGUCGUCACUCCGCCCCAUAGAUCGAACACUGCUUUAGACGAUAUCGCUGAAGAGGACAGUGAAGUGGCCACGGUGCUCGAGUACGGUGUCAAGACCGCGCUCGAAGACGGACUCAUAUCAUCCGAGAACACUCCUCUGCUCCUGAGAACAUGUGUACAAAGCCAUUUGAGUCACGCCCUGAAACUGUCGAAAUCAGCGCCGCAACGGAUCCUCUGCGUCGUACGACAACUCGAAGGCGUAAAUGGUCGGGACGACGCCGCAGGCAAGUUCUGCGACCUUGACGAGAUCGACGCAAACGGAACUGGAAAUAACGAUCUCAUCUCCGACAUCAUACUCGGGGUCGACAAGAAAAACUGUUUUUUUUUCAAUUUGCCGUGGCAGGGAUCGGGCAUCGAUCCCGAAGUGAAUGAGCACAAUGUCUACCUUGACGAUCUCUCGACGACGCUCUCGUCGCGUCUCAAAGAAAUGGUCGCCGAAGCCGCCGACGUGGAGAGCCCCGAUUGGGACGAGCUCCCACCCACAUUCCGCAAGGUGGUCCAAGAAGUGGUUCGUGAAGCUCAAACUCACCUGUGCAAUAGCAGAGAACACUUGCGCGAAAUGGGAGUGUCGCAAUCCAGAGACGGUGACUACGGACCGUUGUUGUACAUCCAGCGUCUGAUGUGCGGAGAAGAAGAAAGAGCCCGUCAUACUCCGAUUGUCGUAUGCGGCGCUAACGGAAGCGGAAAGAGCACGCUGCUUGCUCAGGUAUUGACCUACUGUCCUGAGUGGUUGGGAAACGAUGUGGUUCGCAUCGUUCGCUCGGUGGGCAAGAGCCCUUGUUCCUCGUACACGGCCGAACUUCUGCGUAAUAUGUGUCUUCAUAUAUCGAUGGUGUUCGGCUUCGAGAUCAGUCCGAAGCAUCAGAGUUUCGAGCUUGGGAAGCUAUCGAUCUGGUUCCAGGACUUAUUGAAGCAAGUCGAGACGACCACCAAUGACCUCGUCAUCAUUCUCGACGAUCUCGACGAACUCAAGUGUCCGCCAUCGAGUCAGGCAUCGUUACUCGGCUGGUUGCCGUGGACCAUUCCGUUGAACGUGCAUAUUAUUUGUUCCGUAUCAUCCGCAUCAAGCAACAUUAUGAGUCUUCUGAAAUCUCGCAUUUCCUCAUCCGAUUCCUAUGUUCAUAUUCCGGUGUUGAGCGGACCGGCGACGUUGGCCAUGCUCCAAAGUUGUCUCAAAGAUUGCAAACGAACGCUAACUUGCGAACAGCUACGCAGCGUCUCUGAGGCUUUGGAGAACAUAUCUUCGGGCCCUCUAUUCGUGCGGCUUCUGUGUGAACGAAGCCAACGUUGGAAGUCUUCGGAUGCGAGCAUUUGUGUUCCUCUAGACUGCGAGUCUCUUGUGAACGACUGCCUCGACAAUCUCGAACAAAGAUACGGAGUUCAGCCAGUGAAAAGGAUUUGCUCGUUCCUCGCAUGCACAAAUUACGGUUUCCGAGAACCAGAGCUCAUGGAGUUGCUCCAAUCGACAGACAGUGAUUCCAACCAUUUGCCCCUGAAUUGGAUGGUCGUUACAAAGGAACUAGGUUCUUUGUUGAAGCAAUCCUACGUUGACUGCCGUUCCUAUAUCCAGUGGAGUCAUCGUUGCAUAAGCCAAUACGUGAAAAACAGGUAUCUUGCCAGCGAGGAAGACCUCCGGAGUUGCCAUGGCGAAUUAGGUGGUGCCUUCCACAUGGGCUUCUUGGCACAGAAAGAAGAGAAAGCGGCUGUUUUGGGCAACUCGUACGAUGAUGUAGGGAAAGCAAAACGUCGAGAUGAUUGGUCCGAUGUUCUACGAGAAGUGGACGAAAUGUGGUUUCAUCUCCUCGCUGGAGGUAAAAUGCAUCGGCUGAAGCAUGACGCCGUGUGCAACUUCGAGUUCCUCCAGUGCACCGUUCGCGGAGCAUCGGUCAGCUACCUACGAUCCGUGCUCGAGAUGGUGAGAUCCCGACUACUCGACUGGGAAGUCGAAGUCGUCUACAAUAUGACGAAGCAAGCCGUCGACGUACUGAGUCAAGAUCCCCAGCAGUUGGCGACCGAAAUCCUUAACUGGCUAACGCCUUACGCAGCUGACGGGACCUCGAAAGUUCUGGAAGACCUCGUCAGCCAGGCCAACUCGUGGUGUCAAAACGCCAAGACUCCGCUGCUGGUGCCGCAGACAACGUGGCUCAACCUCACUCUGCCGCCUCAGGUGACGUCGUUCACGCUGCCUUCGCCUGUGAAGCUCAUGCUUGUUUCGAACGACAGCCAAAAGCUUUACGUAGUACUUGAAGAAGACGAACGCGACGUCCAGGUGUUCCACGUCGCCACUAAACGUCGCCUCGCUACGAUGACAGGACACAAAGCCCCGAUCACCUGUCUACGCCUGACGCGGUCGGGCUCGAAAGUUGUGACCGGGUCGGAAGAUACGACGAUUAUGGUAUUCUGUGCGACGACGGGCAAACUGAUCUCUAAAUCAAGUCAUCACGUCGCAAGCAUAGAGUGCUUGGCGGUCACGCACAAAGAACACUUCCUCAUCAGCGGAUCGUCGAUCGGAGUUGUCGUAGUGUCGAGUUUCGACUCUGGGAAAAUGGUCCAACGGCUCGAGAACCAUCGCGGCAUGAUCAGUGCUGUCGUCGUCAAUCGCGGGGACGAUGUUUUCGUAACAGCUUCGUGUGAUCGCACCGUUUGCAUCUGGAGCUUGGAUAAUUUUUCGCUUUUGAAUACGAUCACGUUACCUUCGGCCAUUUCAUCGAUGAGGGUUUCCUUCGACUCGACGUUCCUGCUGAUGACGUGCCAGGAUAACUCGAUCCACGUGCGUUCUCUUACCACUGGGAAAGACAUUCAUUGUUUGAAGGGGUAUACCGGGAACGUGAGCAGCGUAGACUUCGCAAAGGAUAAUUGCCGAUGCAUCGUGGGUACCGAUGACGGCAAAGCACACAUUUUCGACGUUCACACCGGCGAACUGAACGGUGUUCUGCAAACUCAUCCGGACGGCCACCGGACCGUCGCGGUUCAAGCCCAGAAAACCGAUUCGUUCCUGUUUACGGCUGCGGGGAACAAAGUCACCGUUUGGCACUUCUACCUGAAACGCAGCGAACUACGCCAUCCCGCUCGACCCAAGAGCAAAAAACCCGAAGGACACAAAGACAUCGUGACGUGUGUGGCCGUUGCACGCGACGGCAGUGUGGCUGUCACCGGCUCCAGGACCGGACUCCUCAAGUUGUGGACGUUAAGCGUCGGAGAACCGUCGCAGAAUCUCGAAGGUCACACGACAGCCAUAACAGUUUUGCAGUUCGCUCACAAUGGUCUGUUCGUCGUGUCGGCCUCCGAAGACGGGACCUGCAAAGUAUGGGCACUCUCGCUCGGUCUGCCCAUCUGCACAUUCAAGGAGCACCAGAGCAAGAUCCUCAGUCUCAAUAUCACAGCCGACAGCAGACGGAUUCUCUCUGUCGAUUCCGGGGGAGUGCAUAAGAUCUGGCAGGCGGACUCCGGUCAGACGCUCACUUCGUACGCGAAGAAACCCUUCAAUCAAGUCACUUUACACCAGAAUUGCGUGUUUUCUAUCGGAGGGAAAAACGACAAUCAGGUCAAAUACUGGCCUCUGCAGGAUAUCGAUAACGAAAAAACCGUGAGUCACAGUGAUGUCAUCCUCGCCUACACAGUCACGUUCGAUGGGAAAAUUCUCGUCACCGGUUCGCAGGACAAAUCACUGAAGGUCUGGGAAAUUGCGACUUCGAAAAUCACUCAAGUUCUCGUCGGUCACGAGGCGCCGGUGAAUUGCGUCGCUGUCGCGCCGUUGAACAAUACGAUGGCGGUGUCUGGAUCCCUCGAUUGCAAUCUCAUCGUGUGGGACAUGACGACCGGGAGCGACAGCUUCACGCUCCGGGGACACACCAAUGCAAUUAAGGACGUUAAACUCACUCUUGACGCAAGUGUCGCGAUAUCCUGCUCCGAUGACAACACAGUUCAGCUAUGGAACACUUCAAACGGACACCGGGUCGCUUCAUUCGAUCUCCACGUGUCCUCCCUGAGAGUGGCAACAUCUCUUCACUGCAGCAAUAUAGCGGUCCAGUUGGCUUCCAGUAGCUGUGUUCCCCUACUCCGACUGUUGAACAAUCCAGCUCAGGGUCUCUCGCUCGAAACCUUCAAUGCAUUCAGCCAACUCAACCACGAAGAGAAACUCGGGUCUCUCGCCAUGCGUGGUGUUGUGCCCAAACGAACGCUCCUCAAAGGAGAGCUGAAACGAGAGCAGUCCUUCGAUUCCUUCUACUGGGACCAUCACCGAUCGUCCGCACUCAUGAACAUCAAACUACAGCAGCAGUCAUCCUCACAAGCGACGCCAUCGCCUUACCACGACAUAAUCUCCACGAGUCCUUUGGAGGACCUGAAAAGAAGCUCGGCAUCGCCUCACGGCAGUCGAGAACAUCUCCAUCUCGCAGGAGCGUGGAACGGCGGCCCGCGCCAACAGGGUCCCGUUCGACCGCCGCCACCGCCGGACGGGGUCGCAAAGCCCAAGAUGCUGCCCAAACACAAAAUCCUCAAGAAGCAACAGUCAAUGUUCGCCUGUUUCCCGGAAUUCUCGCAACAGACACCGCCCCCGUUGAUUUCGCCCGUCACGGCAAAGGUAGAAUUAAGUGACAAAAAAGGCGACUUGUACAAACCGACGUCAAGAACUUAUCUGGCUCGGACGGACAGCCAAGAAGACAAGAGUGGCACUUGCAUAAAGGAGAGUAUCCGCGAAGGGGGUGAAGAACACCCUGUCAUUUCAGUAUACGAUUCCCGAGCCUGCAGCGUCAUGUAA